UCUCUCUUAGCUCACCAACAAUCACAUUCUUCUCCCAUAAGAAAAAAAAAAUAAUCAAAUCCUCCUCCUCUGCUUCACCACCAAAAAGCAUAUUCUUCUCUCGUCUUCUCCGGUUAAUCAAAAUCUCUCCGUGUGAAUCGUUUGUGAAUGGUGGAAACUAAUCCGAUCGGUGGUAAGUUUACGCUCUCCCUUUCCAUCAAAAGGGCGAGCUUUUCUCUUCCUCUCUCGACAUCCUCUGUUUUCGCUUUCGGAUCUUGCAAAGAAGGCUGGUACUUUCGCUGCCUUGGCCUCGACCCGUGAACGAUUCGCCCCUAAAAUUCACAACCCGGAACCCUAAUUUCCUAAAAAGUGGUUCUUUUUUUAUUGAUUCUGUUACUUGUGAGAUUUGCUCUGUUUUUUGUUCUCUCGAUUUCGAAGAUGUUGCUCUACAACAAGCAGAAGAAGAACCAAAACGCUAAAGGGAAUAGGAUUCUCAUUAGCGUUACGGUUUUGGGUAGUGCCGGUCCGAUCCGGUUUGUUGCUUAUGAGGAUGAUCUUGUUGCCUCUGUUAUCGAUACUGCUCUUAAAGGUUACGCUCGUGAAGGUCGUCUUCCUCUUCUUGGAUCUGAUUUCAAUGAUUUUCUUCUCUAUUGUCCUAUGGUUGGACCUGAAGCUUUAAGCACAUGGGAUGCAAUUGGAUCUCUUGGAGCGAGGAACUUUAUGCUCUGUAGGAAACCAGAGGAGAAGAAGGUUGAGGAAAGUAAUGGAAGAUCUGACUCUACCAUUAAUGGUGCAAGAAAAGGUGGAAGCUUGAAGGCUUGGAUCAACAAAUCCUUCAAUCUCAAAGUCUCAAGCCAUUAAGAUUAAUUUUCUUCUCUUUUUUAUGAAAUAAUAAGACCAAUCUUUGUUUUAUCAUCAUUAUGUUCUUUGUUUUUGGUUUUGAUUCCAAAGUUUGUUAUUUUCAUCUUUCAUUCAUGAAUAAAAGUGUCAAAUUCUUCUGGAUUUUGCACUGUUUCAAGUGUUGAAGUUGGUUUCUUUUGAUGCUUCUUCUUGCAAGUUGUCCAACUGAGGAAAUUUGUCAGCAAAUUGUGUACUUUCUCUAGUACAAUUCUGUAUUAUUCGUCUCGUAAAACACGUUUUGAAAUUAUUGUUACGCA
This is a messenger RNA of Arabidopsis thaliana (thale cress), 1136 nucleotides long. RefSeq lists its product as uncharacterized. NCBI's taxonomy places the organism in Eukaryota, Viridiplantae, Streptophyta, Magnoliopsida, Brassicales, Brassicaceae. The record is from RefSeq and is marked reviewed. The transcript is spliced from 2 exons. The coding region runs from base 418 to 840 and encodes 140 amino acids.